AUGUCCCGUACAGCGCCGAACGCACUCACCAAUCUGAAGGCCAAGCUCAAGGCCGCCUUUCGCAAGAAAGAUAAAAAACCCAAGGAGGGCGAAACCUCUGGUGGCGCCACUGAGGCAGCCAAAGUUGAUGCUCCUGCUGCUUCUGCCGCCGCCGCGGUGACUGCUACUCCUGCAGCAGACGCACCUGCGGCCACCGAAGCACCCAAGACUGAGGAGGCGGCCAAGCCUGUCACUGACAGUGCUGCUGGUGCUACCGCCGAGGCAAAGCCAGAGAAGGCCACCGAGACUGCCGCUACUGCUGCUGAAACUCCGGCCGAAGUCCCUGCCGUUGCUGAGGCUGGUGCUACGACCGAAACCAAACCUGCCGGAGCUGCCUAA
Xylaria bambusicola is the source of this 378-nucleotide messenger RNA. RefSeq lists its product as uncharacterized. Lineage: Eukaryota; Fungi; Ascomycota; Sordariomycetes; Xylariales; Xylariaceae. The transcript has 3 exons. The coding region runs from base 1 to 378 and encodes 125 amino acids. The record is from RefSeq and is a predicted model, not a curated record.